Messenger RNA from Glycine soja, 1347 nucleotides. RefSeq lists its product as uncharacterized. Bases 1 to 1347 code for a protein of 448 amino acids. Gene Ontology annotation, molecular function: protein binding. The transcript has a single exon. The record is from RefSeq and is a predicted model, not a curated record. Lineage: Eukaryota; Viridiplantae; Streptophyta; Magnoliopsida; Fabales; Fabaceae.
AUGGCUGCUACCAUAUCCCCAUCAUCACCUAAUUACCAUGCCUCCAUAUCCAACACCACCAUCAACAACCUCUUUGAUGAUUCCCUCACCGAAAUCUUCUGCAAGCUCCCAUGCAAAUCCCUCUUCACAUGCAAGAGCGUCUCAAAGCGAUGGCUCACCCUCAUUUCCAACCCCAAUUUCCAUUCCUUAUUCCUCACUCACCAACACACCCUCUUCCAAAAAACGCAAGCCUUAGGAGAAGACCUUGAUCAACCCAGCUUCAUUCUAAAACCAUACAAUGCCUUAGUCAUAACACCAAAUUCACCCUCUCUCCAACUUGGGCCUCUCGAAAACCACCUAUCUCUAUCUUUCCUAGGCCCGAAUUUCGAACCCACCAACAUCGUACCUCAAUUACGUUCGGUCUUAAAAUUUGUUUUUGCAUGUUCCAAUGGUUUACUAGUGUAUGGAAACCCUCGUCCACGUCACAGAUGCAUAUACCACAUACGUAACCCACUCACAAAGGAUUCAUUGGAACUCCCUUGUGCUUUAACUCUUUGUGAUCACGCUGGGGUUCUCGUGGGUUUCACGUGCGACCCUUAUUACCAUCUUGAAACUGAUAAGACGAAAAACGCAAAGGUAUCUAUAUUUUCUGCUUCUCAGCGAAGGUUUAGGGUUGUUCGCAUUCCCGCGUUCAGCGACACGAGGUCUGCAUUCGACGUUGAGGUUUUUUACUCCGAGACAGGAAAAUGGAAGAACUUCCUCGUGUCGUGUCCCAAAGGGUUUGCGUGUGGGUUCUUUCUCACGGCGUCGAGCGUUGAACACGAGGGGAAGUUGUACUUCAUGGGUGGAGGGAGGGUUCUUGUUUACGACCCUUAUGAAAAUGAGCGUGUGGCUUCGGUGAUUGAACUUCCCCGUGGCUUUGGUGAAGCGUAUAGAGGGUGCCUUGGGGUUUCUUGUGGAACAUUGCAAUUAUCUGAGUUUCCUAUUUCACCCUCUAGUGCCUUUGAAGCGUAUAGUGGGAGAGUUUGGGAAUUGAAACAUUGUGGGAAAGGAGAAGAAACAACAACAACAACAACAACGUGGGAAUUGGUGCAUGAGUUUUGUCUCCCUGAGGUUGUUGGGCCAGGCUUUGAAGAGUUGAAGGCUAAUGAGAGCGAAAAUGUGAAAGGGUGUAGUAGGAUUCUUGCUUUUCAUCCAUAUGUUAGGGACACCGUGUUUUUGAAGUUUGGCGAUAACAUCAUUUGUUGCAAUUUGCUAACUCGUAGGUUUAAGGUUUCCAAAUACGGUGGUCUCUCCUUGCUUUUUUAUCCUGUGAUCCCAAUUGUGAUUCCUUGGUGGCCAACUCCUAUUCCUGCACUACCCUUGUAA